Polyodon spathula (Mississippi paddlefish) is the source of this 5911-nucleotide messenger RNA. RefSeq names its product pro-epidermal growth factor-like. The transcript is spliced from 25 exons. Gene Ontology annotation, molecular function: calcium ion binding. Lineage: Eukaryota; Metazoa; Chordata; Actinopteri; Acipenseriformes; Polyodontidae. The coding region runs from base 117 to 3869 and encodes 1250 amino acids. The record is from RefSeq and is a predicted model, not a curated record.
CAAUGCCUAAGCCAGGCUCAGAUGAAAUCUAUGGGGAUUUCUCAUGCUUUGCUUUUUCUGGAUAUGCUUGAGUAUCAGUGAAGUGUGCCUUCCUGGGCAACACAAAGCUCAGGAUUAUGUUACUUGUUAUUUUUGUGACAGUGGUGGUCAAAGUUGCUUUGGCAAACCCCUCUCUGGCUCUGGAAUCAACAUGCUUGGAUGGAUACCAGUUGACUACUGACAAUUCCACUUGUAUAGACAUUGAUGAAUGCCAUGAAGGAGGAUUGGGGACUUGUGGACAAAUCUGUCACAACACUCCAGGCUCCUACAUCUGUUCCUGCUUACCUGGUUACACACUGGAUGAUAACACAUGGUCGUGCUAUGUUGAUGCCCCUGUGCCCUACCUCAUCUUCAGCCAUGGAAAUGCCAUCUUCAGGAUUGACAGAGAAGGAACCAAUCACAAGAGACUUGUGACAAACACAGGGAUCUCUGUCCUGUUGGACUUCCACUAUAAUGAAGAAAGAAUAUACUGGGUAGACUCUGACAAGGAUCUUAUACAAAGGGUUUUCAUGAAUGGCACCAAAAGGGAGAAAGUAUGUUCAGUUGGAAAAGGUAUUUCUGGAUUUACUCUGGACUGGAUUCAGAAAAACAUUAUCUGGACCAAUCAUCAGAAGGGGAGCAUUGAAGUUGCAGACCUGGAUGGGAGGAAUUCUAGGGUUCUUUUAGAAAAUAUAUCCCAACCCAGUAGCAUCACUGUUGAUCCCAACCAAAGGUUUAUAUUUUGGAUUUCAGAUGGACUGACACCAAGCAUCAAUCGAGCAAACGUUGAUGGUGGAAAGGGCAUCACGGUUUUGAGCACUACUGAGAAAGUAAAAACACUGGCUCUGGAUUUUAACGACAGAAGGCUGUUUUGGGUCCAAUAUGGCGCGGAUGAUAUGAGUGCCAUUGGAUCUUGUGACUACAGUGGUGAUGCUGUUCAUAUUAUGAAACAAUUAACACAGUCCCAGCCUUUUGGGAUGUCUUUAUUUGCUGAAUAUAUAUACUAUUCCGAGUUGAAAACUGGUACCAUUAGAAGAGCCAACAAAUACACGGGCAAGGAUGUAGUCACCAUCAACCCCAAGCCUUCAUUUCUUCCUCCUGCUGAUGUGAAAGUCGUGCACCCUCUCAAACAGCCUGCACCCUCUCAAACAGCUGAGCAGGGGUGUAAUGCUACGAAAGAAGACUGCUUAAGUGUUUGCACCAGAGAUGCAGAGAAAGACCAAUGUGAAUGUAGAAGCGGCUAUGUCCUCAGCAAAGAUGGGAGAUCUUGUGAAGAUGUGAACGAAUGUGCUUUCUGGAACCAUGGCUGUACUUUAGGCUGUGAAAACAUUCCAGGCUCCUAUUUCUGUACCUGUCCUGGAGGUUUCGCUCUUCUUUCUGACAUGAAAACCUGUCACGAGCUUGUCCCAUGCUUGAAGAACUACACUGAAUGCAGCCAUAGUUGUGUCCAGACAGCUAAAGGACCCAUGUGUGUGUGUCCAGAAGGAUCGGUGUUAAGACCAGAUGGAAGAUCAUGCACAGGUUGCACUGCACCAGAUAAUGGAGGCUGUAGCCAGGCCUGUGUGGCUUUCAGUCCAGUGAAAUGGGAAUGCAAGUGCUUGCCAGGCUAUCGAAUGAAACCAGAUGAGAAGCAUUGCAGUGCAACAGGUCCCAGACCUUAUUUGCUUUUUGCAAAUAUCCAAGAUAUUCGCCGCAUCAAUUUUGAUGGCACAGCUUACCACAGUCUACUAGAUAAGCAGAUGGGGAGAGUCUUAGCUUUGGACUAUGACCCUGUUCAAAGUAAGGUUUAUUUUGCGCACACAGGUCUGAAGUGGCUGGAAAGAGCUAACCUGGACGGGAGUGAACGCGAGGUUCUCCUACGUGAAGACCUGAAUUAUCCUGAAGGGCUAGCCGUGGACUGGAUUAAUCGUAAACUGUACUGGACUGACCGAGGGCUGUCCAGAAUUGAAAGAAGUGACCUAAAUGGUGUUCACAGAGAAGUGAUCAUCAGUGAGGGUGUUAACAAGCCAAGAGGAAUAGCUGUGCACCCACGGGCAAAGAAGCUGUUCUGGACGGACUGGGGUGAAAAGCCUUCUAUAGAAAGCUCUUCCUUGGAAGGCGGUGUCCGAUUGGUUAUUGCCAACACCAACCUUGCUUCACCGAGCGGAAUCACCAUUGACUACCUGGCAGACAAGCUGUACUGGUGUGAUGCCAAGCGAUCAGUCAUCGAAGUGGCAGAUCUGGAUGGCUCCAACAGACGGAUCCUGACACAGAACGAAGUAGGUCGCCCUUUUGAUGUAGCCGUGUUUGAAGAUCACGUUUGGUUCACUGAUUGGGGGAAGCCAUCCGUCAUGAGGGUUGACAAGUGGACAGGGCAAAACCGUGUGCGUCUUCGAGGAAGUAUGCUAAGACCUUCCUCCUUGGUUGUUGUUCACCCAUUAGCCAAACCAGGUGCUGAUCCCUGCCUGUAUGAAAAUGGUGGCUGUAGCCAGAUUUGUGAGAACAGGUUUGGAGUUGCUCGCUGCUUGUGUCACGAGGGCUUUGUAAAGCAUGCUGAUGGUGGAGUCUGCCACCCUGUCAGCAUUGCCUUGACAACUCCAGUGUCUCGUGCGACCCUUUCUCACAGUCAGCUCUUGAUGUCAAACACAACAUUAAGAGAUGAAAGCAUUCCACUGGCUCAUCCCAGCCCAUCAGCUGACACUAAAGAGGCUGCUGUACAAAAAGAGGAGCAGCCAAAAAGCAUCCCGGUGGCAGAGAUAAUGGUAUCAGAUCAAGAUGAUUGCUCAGCUCUUGAAUGUGAUGUUAAUGCUCAGUGUUUCCCAGCAGAAGGGGGCGCUGUUUGUCAAUGUUUGGAAGGAUUUACCGGCGAUGGCAAAGCAUGCAAUGACAUUAAUGAAUGUGCCGUUGGCAUUGCCCUUUGCAGCAUGCAGCUCGCAGACUGCAUUAACACAGAAGGUAGCUAUGUCUGCAGGUGCCACGCCGGCUACAGAGGAAAUGGCUUGUAUUGCUCAGAUAUCGACGAGUGUAAGUUUGAAACCCACAGCUGUGACAAACAUGCUGAUUGUGUCAAUGCAGAGGGAAACUACAUGUGCACAUGUAGGACUGGAUAUUCUGGAUCAGGCUUCAUCUGUGAAGAAGUGGUUGUUCCUACCACUACUGUGAGAACCAGCAGUUCCUCUGAAACUACAACCCACUGGCACAAUGAUCACCUGGAGGACUGUCCGUCUUCAUACGAGGAAUACUGUCUCCACGGAGCAGUGUGCUUCCACAUUCCAGAGAUCGGAUCCUAUGCAUGCAACUGUGCGACAGGCUACAUGGGGGAACGGUGCCAGUACAGUGACUUGGAGUGGUGGGAGUUACAACGCAAGGAAGGAGAGAAGAGGCGCAAUCUUACUAUUGCAGUCUGCAUGAUCAUACUGACCACACUCCUGUCUAUAGGAGCCUGUGUAACGUACUUAUACAGGUCUAAGAAGUACCCAAUGAAGAGUCAGUAUGCUGAUGAGAUGAGUAAGACCUGCAGCAGUGUCGACAGUGUGACCAAAAUUUCCACCAGUAGUGGGCAACAGUUCUAUGUUGUCCUGGAACAGGACUCAAGAGGGGACAGCAAAGUUAUCCACGUGGUUGGUUGUAACAGCAGACGGGUUUGCCAUUCCUGUUCUUCAGAAACAGGAGAAAGUGUAGUGUCUGAGGAAGCUUGGAAUUUGCAGAGGGAUGGGAAAUGCCUGGUUUUUAUACCCCAGGUGCCUUGCAGCCAUAUGCAGCAGGACACCAACAGGACUGUCCUCCAUCUUAGACAGCAGGAGAACUUCAUAUACCUGGAAGAUAGCAAAUUGGACGUGAGUGGGGAGAACAGAUCACCUCAGCCUGUUUGACCCUGUGUCAUUCUCUGAAACCUGCACAACACUGGACCCAGGACAGGGGAAAUUCAAUUAAUUUAAAACAUAAGCACCAACAGAGGACAGUGUUUGAGAGCAGACUGGACUGUUUUUAUUGGUAAAACUUUGUUUGAAGUUGACUUACAUAGCAUUAAGUUUUAUUUUGUAAGCAGUGGCACAUUUUUUAAAUGUAUUUUUAAAGGAGAAAAACAUCUAACUGAGAAUCAACUGUCUCUAUUCUCAUUUACUCAUAGUCAUCGUUAGCUUUUUUCAGAAAGGAAAAUCACACCAAAUAAAGUUACCAAAAUAGGUGUAAAUGACUCAGGCAUUUAGUUUAACAUCUUGUAAUUAGUUAUAUAUUGUGACUUGUUUUUUUUUUCAGAAUUGUAAAUGGUGUUUUGUCUUUUCAGAAGAAAUUUUACUGCAAAUGACAAUUUGUAGUAAAUAACUUUGAAAAUCUAACCAGCUGUCUAUUAGCAUUCAAGUUGUUUGUUUUUAAUUUUGAAAAAAAUUCCAAUUAUUUAAUGACAUGCAAAUGUAAUUUAUGAAAGUAGUAGGGACCCUCCAAGGGGUUGCGUAGGGCUUAUGAAGGUGUUAUGUCUCCUCUAUACUGUAGACUUUAAAUAUUUUUUUUUAUUGUAGUUUGUUGCACUGGUUGCAUUGAAAUUACAAUGUACUAAUAAUCAAAACAUGUGAAUGGUUUAUUAGAGAUGUAUUACUAUGAAUCAGAUAUCAUAGAAAACAAUGAGAAUUGAACUGCUAACACAAUGUAGAGAUUUGGGAAUGUGCUGUUCAGUACAGGGUGGGAUGGGGCAAGCCUAUGUUCUAUAACAUGGUUACCAUUCAAAACAAUAAGGCAAUUGUUUUCAAAUAACAGCUGAGACGUUGGGUCUUUGAUGGUAUGAUUUUAAGCUGAUUGAUACAGUGUGAAACGUUGUCACUGUGAGGUGCUAGUGUGAAAAGUUGUCUAAGGUGGGAAUUAUCCAAAGGGGUUUCCAAUCCUCACAAUUUUCACAGUGUGUUUUGAGAAGGACUUUAAGCUGGCGAGUUAAACAUUACUUAGCUACAUAUCUGUGUAUAUAAAGCAGCUGUAGGGGUCUAUUUCAUUGAUCUAAACAGAGGCAGUGGCCGUUUUUUUCUGUAUUAAUCUUUUAUCCCAAAGAUGAUUUAUCGACCAACUUUUUGUCAGUACUGCAUACUAUAAAAUACAAUGAAAUUAGUUCAGCAAAGUGUUAAGUUUAGAGUUUUUAAAGUGGCAGUACUAAGAUCCAGUACUGUUCAGAUUAUUAAAAUACACCCUAUUAAUUAAUACCUUUUAAAAAUAAAAUAUAUAUAUAAUAUUAAUCUAAUAUAUAGAUUAGAAGGGACAAAUUAGUUUAGCCUCAUUUUAAAUACUAAUGUGGUGGCAGAGGCUGUGGAAUGACAUGGCUUGUGAUUAAACAUUUGAAGAAGCCAUAUAUAUGGGGACCGUACAAAUACAUUGUACACUAUCUUAAAACUAUUGAUCCAUUUAUUGCAGCUCGUGUAUUGUGAAUGGCAUUGUUCAGCUGUGCCUGUUUUAUUUGCCAGCCGUGAAACUUGUUUACAGAGAAGUACCAAUUAUUAAAAGUGUAUCAAUUCAAAGAGUAUCAAUCAUAAAAGUGUUUUUUGAAAGUACUACCGGUAUAUAAAACCCGAAAAACAACAUCUUACUAAAUUGCGCUGUAUGUAUUGCAUUUUUGCAUUCAGUGCUUGAGCUUGAGUAAAUAUUACAUUAUAGUGCAUACUAAACCAGAACUACACUUUGCUCUUGAAAAACACUGCUAUUAAUGUCACAGCAAUGCAGACAUUUACUAUAGGAUGCAGCAAGCAAUUUUAAUAUAAAUACACCUCAGCUAUUUAUGGGCAAAAUAGGAGCUAGCUGGGAUUUGCUCUGAUAACCAACACUUUGUAAAAUCGAGCUUUAACUAGUUGACACUCCACUGUAUAUCUGGAAAGACAUUUGCAUACUAAUGGUGUUAUUGUAUUUGUUGUCUUACAUUAAAUAUAACUGUUUAAAA